This is a messenger RNA of Microcebus murinus (gray mouse lemur), 1824 nucleotides long. It is a transcript of the gene SLC38A5, whose product is annotated as solute carrier family 38 member 5. Gene Ontology annotation, biological process: L-histidine transmembrane transport; glycine transport; serine transport. Lineage: Eukaryota; Metazoa; Chordata; Mammalia; Primates; Cheirogaleidae. Gene Ontology annotation, molecular function: glycine transmembrane transporter activity; L-glutamine transmembrane transporter activity. Gene Ontology annotation, cellular component: plasma membrane. The record is from RefSeq and is a predicted model, not a curated record.
GCGGGAGCCACGCUGGCUGCGGGGGUCCCUGCGCCCUGGUCUGAGUUGCUACGGCUUCUGGAGCUGAGAGGAGCAAGGAGUUCUCUGCCUACAGGAUGGAACUGCAGGAUCCAAAGAUGAACGGAGUCCUUCCUGUGAAUGCUGUGGGCUACAGGCAGGAACGUGAGGGCUUCCUGCCCAGCCGUGGUCCUGCUCCUGGGAGGAAGCCGGUCCAGUUCAUGGAUUUCGAGGGGAAGAUAUCGUUCGGAAUGUCAGUGUUCAACCUCAGCAACGCCAUCAUGGGCAGUGGCAUCCUGGGGCUGGCUUAUGCCAUGGCCCACACAGGGGUCCUCUUCUUCCUAGCCCUGCUGCUGUGCAUCGCACUUCUGUCUUCGUACUCCAUCCACCUCCUGCUGACAUGUGCUGGUGUCAUAGGCAUCCGGGCCUAUGAGCAGCUGGGACAGAAAGCAUUCGGGCCUGUGGGGAAGGUAGCAGUGGUUGUGGUCAUCUGUCUGCACAAUGUUGGGGCCAUGUCCAGUUACCUGUUCAUCAUCAAAUCUGAGCUCCCCCUGGUUAUUCAUGCCUUCCUGGACAGGGCCUCUGAGGGGAACUGGUUCUUGAAGGGAAACUUCCUUAUCAUCCUUGUCAGUUUGUUAAUCAUCCUGCCCCUGGCCCUUAUGAAACACCUGGGCUACCUGGGGUAUACCAGUGGUCUCUCUCUGACCUGCAUGCUGUUUUUCCUCAUUUCAGUCAUCUAUAAGAAGUUCCAACUUGGCUGUGCUGUAGGCCGCAAUGAGACAGCAAUGGAGAGUGAAGGCCCCCUGGGGCUCAACAGCAGCUGUGAGGCCAAGAUGUUCACAGUUGACUCACAGAUGUCCUACACAGUGCCCAUCAUGGCUUUCGCCUUUGUCUGCCACCCUGAGGUGCUGCCCAUCUACACGGAGCUCUGCCGGCCCUCUCAGCGCAGGAUGCAGGCCGUGGCCAACGUGUCCAUUGGGGCCAUGUUCUGCAUGUACGGGCUCACAGCCACCUUCGGCUACCUCACCUUCUACAGCAGCGUGGAGGCAGAAAUGCUGCACAUGUACAGCAAAGAGGACAUGCUCAUCCUCUGCGUGCGCCUGGCCGUGCUGCUCGCGGUGACCCUCACUGUGCCAGUUGUGCUGUUCCCUAUACGCCGGGCUCUGCAGCAGCUGCUUUUCCCAGGCAAGGCCUUCAGCUGGCUGCGGCACGUGGCCAUAGCCCUGAUCCUGCUUGUUUUGGUCAAUGUUCUCGUCAUCUGUGUGCCGACCAUACGGGAUAUCUUUGGGGUUAUCGGGUCCACGUCAGCCCCCAGCCUCAUCUUCAUCCUCCCCAGCAUCUUCUACCUCCGCAUUGUACCCUCUGAGGUGGAGCCCCUCUUUUCCUGGCCCAAGAUCCAGGCUCUGUGUUUUGGCGCCCUGGGGGUCCUCUUCAUGGCGAUCAGUAUAGGCUUUAUGUUUGCCAACUGGGCCACAGGCCAGAGCAGUGUGUCUGGACACUGACCAUGCCCUGCCUUGGUCCCCGUGUACACGCACACGUGCGUAUGGAGGGAGUCGGGCUGCUUUCUCUGGUCUCUCGUGCCUGGGGUGUGGAGGGGUCUCAUCAGCAUGGCUGUUGGAGGUGGGGGCGGCAGAGGCUGCAGAGUGGUCCACUUUCUUCCUCCCCAGGGAUGCUGAGCUUGGACCAUGGCCCUAAUUGCAAACCCAACCCUAUGGAAGGAGGAGGUGGCCAGGCCCUGGGGGAGCCCUUGCCCAGUCCAGUCUUCUCUGUUUCCUCCUGGCCAAAGCUAUUUGUCAGGAUUAUUGGGCUAAAGGGGAAGAAUAAAGA